Pisolithus orientalis is the source of this 513-nucleotide messenger RNA. RefSeq names its product WD40-repeat-containing domain protein. The annotation marks the transcript as partial. NCBI's taxonomy places the organism in Eukaryota, Fungi, Basidiomycota, Agaricomycetes, Boletales, Pisolithaceae. The record is from RefSeq and is a predicted model, not a curated record. The transcript has 3 exons. Gene Ontology annotation, molecular function: protein binding.
UUACUGAACAGUCACAGUGAUACCAUCAAUGUGCUGGCAUUCUCAUCAUGUGGGUCAUAUUUGGCCAGUGGCAGGGAGGACAAGCUACUCAUAAUAUGGAGAGUGUCAGACAGCAUGCUCUUAUAUGCACUAGCAUUCGAAAGUCCUGUCACUGCACUUGUGUGGCAUCCUAAUGCCCCUGCUAUCCUGUUCUGUGGGUGUGAAAAUGGAGCAGUAUUGCAGCUCAAGAACUUCAGUGCAACAGCUCUCUCUCAGAGAUCUAUCUUGUUUGGUGUCCGAGGCCAAGUGCAUUGCAUAGAUUAUGACUCUCAUUUGCGACACUUGGCUGUAGGUAUGGGCAAAUUAAUACUGGUGUCAGCAGAAACACCCACAGGCAAUUUAAUGGGUAGCAUACGACUAUCUCCUUCUGAAGAUGUUCUUUGUGCAGAAGAUGAUGAUAGACUCUGGCUGCAGUCACUGCACUUUUAUGACAAUGGCAACAAGAUCAUUGCUGCAUACCUUAACCAUGGUGUA